UAUCUCACUUAUUUACUGCUGUUAUCAGCUAUAUGUUUCUGUUUUCGAUUUCUAUUUCAUUUCAUUUCUGUCACACUCGCGCCAAAAGAAAAAAAAAGUAGCCUCAUUUGUUGAAAUAACUCCCAAUCAAGUUUUGGAGCUUAUUCAUUUGAGUCGGAUAAUAACUUACAUUGCAAUCCAAUUCCAAUUUGUAAAUGACGUAGGUUUAGGGUUACUUGCUGUCGGCAUUCGGCACGGCUCCGUUUGACAUCGGAUUUAGGGUUUAAUGUGUGUGACUGUUCCGUUUUAAAUGUUAUAAUUUGGGGGAUAAAUAAAUACCUGGGUAUCAAAUCAAUUAUGUGAUUAGUAUUUUAGAUCAGGGGUAAUCAGUUGUGUCGGUUUGUCUCGAAGUUUAGUAUUUUCUCAUCAUUUAGCAACGGUUGUGUUUGGAGUUAUGUUUUUCUUUAAAAACAUUUUUAUAAGGGAAUCAUCAAAAUAAUAUACCAUUAUAAUUACCGGAAAAUUUGAAAAAAGAAAUUUGGGUUAAUCUUGGUUUUGUUUUUGUGUUUAAAAAAAGUUGAAAAACAAAACUUAGCUUAGUCUAUUAGUGCUUUGGGCUGGGUGAAAUUGAGUUGAUGCUUGCUUCUUAUUUUCUCUUGGGAAGCAACUGAUGAAAUUUAAAUGAUCUUGUUUUUCAUUUUUCUUUUCUUUGUCCAAUGCGUCUAAGAAGCUAAUCUGAGCUGUAGAAAACUAGGAACCACUGGUUGAUGCUAGGAAUGAACCGCUGGUCAUUUAUAGAAGCAUAUCUAAUAGCUUGCGAAAAUCAUGUUAAUGCUCUUUGUGUUUGCAAGUUCUUUUGGUGUUCAAUUUUUCUUUCUCCAUUCAUCUGAAAAGGGGGGGAAAAAGGAGAAACGAAAACAUUUUCUUGCUUUUCUAGUACAUUUAGUUUUGUAUUACUUUUUGAUGAUGUCAAUGCAUAUCCAAGAUAGUGGUUGGAUAUCCAUUUCCGAUACAUUGUCCAAAAAAAAAAAAAAAAAGUUCUAUUAUUGUGCAUCAUGCACAUUCUUGCGGGCUGCGUGCAUUUUCCAUAAUAAUCAUCGAAGCUUGAAGAUGAUUUCGGUGCUGUUCAGGCACUGUUAUUGGGUGAUAAGACCUGGGACGUGAAAUAGUCAUGGCUGAGAACACUGAAGUUGAUGAGCGGGUGGAUCUUGAUGAGGACAAUUACAUGGAAGAGAUGGAUGAUGAUGUCGAAGAGCAGCUAGAUGACGAUGGAGAAGAUGAAGGUGGAGAUGGAAAUGUUGAAGAAAACGAAGAUGAAGAAUAUGAUUACUCAAAAACUGGGGUUGGUGAGAAAGAUCAAUCCCCAGAUGCAAAUAGAAGCCACAUUGAUUCUGAACAUGUGGAAGAGGAAGAGAAGCCCAGUUCUUCCAUCAGUGAAGAGGAGAAAGAGAAGCAUGACCAACUUCUUGCCCUUCCUCCUCAUGGUUCUGAAGUUUUUAUUGGUGGACUUCCGAAGGAUGCAUUGGAAGAGGACCUGAGGGAUAUGUGUGAACCAAUAGGUGAAGUUUUUGAGGUGAGGUUAAUGAAAGACAAAGACAGUGGAGAGAGCAAGGGUUUUGCUUUUGUAGCUUUCAGAUCAAAGGAGCUUGCAAAAAAGGCCAUUGAAGAGUUACACAGUAAAGAAUUUAAGGGUAAAGUAUUAAGGUGUUCCCUGUCGGAAAAUAAGAACAGAUUAUUUAUUGGUAAUGUUCCAAAGAGCUGGACUGAGGAUGACUUCAGAAAAGUAAUCGAGGAUGUUGGUCCUGGAGUUGAAAAUAUUGAGCUCAUAAAGGAUCCUCAAAAUCCUUCACGCAACCGUGGUUUUGCAUUUGUUUUGUAUUACAAUAAUGCUUGUGCUGAUUAUUCAAGGCAGAAAAUGACAAGUGCAAACUUUAAGCUGGAUGGCAAUACCCCAACUGUUACUUGGGCUGAUCCAAAGAGUACACCUGAUCACUCUGCAGCAGCUGCGCAGGUGAAGGCACUUUAUGUGAAAAAUAUACCUGAAAACGUUUCUACCGAGCAACUGAAAGAACUAUUCCAGCGGCAUGGGGAAGUGACAAAAGUUGUUAUGCCUCCUGGAAAGUCUGGUAAACGGGAUUUUGGGUUCAUCCAUUAUGCUGAAAGGUCCAGUGCACUAAAGGCUGUCAAAGAAACAGAGAAAUAUGAAAUUGAUGGCCAAUUGUUGGAGGUUGUCCUUGCAAAACCUCAGGCUGAUAAAAAACCUGAAGGGGUUUAUCCCUACAGUGCUGGGGUUCAUUCAACCCAUCUACCUCAUACUGGGUAUGGUGGCUUUGGUGGGAACCCAUAUGGUGCUGUAGGUGGUGGAUUUGGUGUUGCUGGUGGUUUCCAACAGCCCAUGAUAUAUGGUAGGGGGCCAAUGCCAGCAGGGAUGCAUAUGGUGCCAAUGGUCUUACCAGAUGGUCGAAUUGGCUAUGUUCUUCAGCAGCCCGGAGUACAAAUGACACCUCCUCGGCCUCGAAGAGUUGAUAGAAGCAAUGGCCCAGGUGGACGCAGUGGAAGUAGUAGUGGUGAUGAUGGCAACCGUGGCAGAAGAUAUCGACCGUAUUAGUAGGAGAGUGUAGGAACAUGUAGUUUUUCAUGAAAUGGGAGUACAUUGUAGAUGGAUGACUAGUUACGCGCCGCGAAAUAACAAAAUACGUUCCUCCCAAGCUGCCUCUUUCUCUUUUUCCAUGAACUUUCUUUCUCUUCUUCACCACAGCCUCGUAUGAAAGGAGAAUGAAGGAGGAAAAGGAUCUUAAGGAUUCUGGAAAGUAAGCGCCUCUUAACAUAAAUGCGUAGGAGAUGAUUGGUAGUUGAGUAGUUUUUUCAUAUUUGAUUUUGUUUCUUGGUAUUGUUUUAACUUUUAUUGGCACCCAGUUAGCUUGUGUUUUGAGUUGUACAACCUCUA
Molecule: messenger RNA, 2926 nt
Organism: Pistacia vera
Lineage: Eukaryota; Viridiplantae; Streptophyta; Magnoliopsida; Sapindales; Anacardiaceae
Product: heterogeneous nuclear ribonucleoprotein Q
Exons: 8
Coding region: 1151-2587 (478 amino acids)
Cellular component (GO): nucleus
Molecular function (GO): mRNA binding
Source: RefSeq, a predicted model, not a curated record